Messenger RNA from Prunus persica (peach), 750 nucleotides. RefSeq names its product F-box/kelch-repeat protein At3g06240. Lineage: Eukaryota; Viridiplantae; Streptophyta; Magnoliopsida; Rosales; Rosaceae. Bases 1 to 750 code for a protein of 249 amino acids. The record is from RefSeq and is a predicted model, not a curated record. The transcript has a single exon.
AUGAAGCGUACAUAUUUAUGGAAUCCAUCAAUCAGGAAGUUCAAGAGACUUCCCAAAAGUCUCAAUCGUGACAAGUAUCGUUACAGCAUCGCUACCAUUGCUCUUGGGUUUGGACUCGAUGUUGGUGGAAAUGACUACAAAGUUGUGAGAAUUGCGAGGUUUUCGCACGGCAUAUGUGUCGAGGUUUACAGCCUUGGGUUGGAUUCUUGGAGAAUAAUCAAUGCGCUUCCCCCUGUGACAAGCGACGUUUGGAAUGAGAAAUGGGCUUACUUGAAUGGAGUUGUGUAUUGGAUUGUACAGGAGUUUUCUCCAGAUUGGAGAGACAUCAUUUCUUUUGAUAUGGAGAAUGAGGUUUUCCAAAGGAUUAUGCUUCCUGAUAGACUGCUCACAGUGACAGAUUCAAUUUCCAUUAGGGUGUUGGAGAAAUCACUUUCUUUGUUCCAUCAUAGAAAAGAAUGGGAUCGUGGGUACCGUUACUACUAUGACAUAUGGGUUCUGGCAAUGGAUUCCUGGAAAAUGAUUCCCACGAUUUCUCUUCCGGCAAAGGGAAAAAUUGCAUGGCCAUUGGCAUUUACAGCAAAUGGCGGUGUUCAUUUUACAACGAGAUACGAAAAUUGGCAACACAGAAAGUUAGAGUUGUGCGAUCCUAAAUCGGAGCAAGUUACGGAUACUGGAAUAAAACUUGGUACCUAUAGCAGAACCAGAAGGAGGAUCUAUGGUUACAGUGAGAGUCUAAUUUUACUCAACUGA